Molecule: messenger RNA, 1245 nt
Organism: Cucumis melo (muskmelon)
Lineage: Eukaryota; Viridiplantae; Streptophyta; Magnoliopsida; Cucurbitales; Cucurbitaceae
Exons: 4
Coding region: 474-896 (140 amino acids)
Source: RefSeq, a predicted model, not a curated record
AGGCAAAAAAAAAAAAAAAACACAAAUUUCCCUGUUUGUGUUUGAUUUUUUCUACAUAAGUCAUUGUUGCACGUGCGUUAUAACAUUUUCGUGUGUCUUAUGGUUACGCGACUUUAGGUCUUCAGGCAAAGUUGCAGUGCGUGGGAUACAAAGGGGGGUUUCGUUUUCAUUUUAGCCGGUUGGAAAGGAUCGAUCGCUGACUCACAUAUUUUAAGAGAUGCGCUUUUUCGACUUAACGGUCUAAAGGUUUCGAAGGAAUGGAAAGUUCUUUUAGGAGCCCAAAGCAUUUCUGGACACAUGCAGAGGAGGCGUGCCUAAUAGACUGUCUCGUGGACUUAGUUAACGCGGGAGGGGGGUGGAGGUCGGACAACAGGACCUUUCAUUUUGUCUAUUUAGCACAGUUGGUGAGGAUGUUAGGAGAGAGAAUGAUUGGUUGCAGUUUGACGAUGAUCGUCAUCGAAAGCUAAAUAAAGAUGUUGAAAAAGACGUUUCAGGCCAUUGUGGAGAUGAGGGGCCCAGUAGGUAGUGGCUUCGACUGGAACGAUGUCAUCAAGUGCAUCAUCACCGAGAGGGAUGUGUUCGAUCAUUGGGUCCGAACGCACCCUACAGCAAAAGGAUUCCUGAACAAGCCAUUCCCGCAUUACGAUACAUUGUUGUACGUGUUCGGGAAAUAUCGAGCUACUAGGGCCCAUUCGGAGACCUUUGCAGACAUCGUUUCGAACGUGUCAGUCGACAACAAUAGUGCCCUCGCAGAAGAUGGCAUCGACAUGGAGUUCCCUGCUAUGUGUAGCCCGAGGAUGAAUAUGUCCCCUGAGGACAUGAUAGGCGGUAGAUCAAGUCGAUCGAGUGAUGGUAGGACGAGCUCUAGUGAACAGAAAAGGAAGCGCUCCAUGUAGCAGUUUGAGACAUUUGACCUGAUUUAUGAAUGUAUAGAGGCUGCAAUUGAUCAGCUGAGAACCAUUGCAAAGUGGUCGAAGAAAGCUAUGAGUCUGGAGGAUGCGAUGACAGUGCAGGUGAUUGAGCUUAUGGAGAUCAUCUCGAACCUUACUAUGGCGGAGAAGAGUAAGUGUAUCAUGAUAAUGAAUCAGAAGGUGUCGCUCAUGAGGAGCUUCAUCAAGAUGUCUGAUUCGAUGAUGGCCGCUUACUGUAAGGUCCUCCUUGGCGGUGACCUGUGACUAUGUUGAUAUCUUUCCCGUCGAGGACUUUUAUGAUGCUUUAUUUUUUUUCGAACCAUAGACUUAUAUU